Messenger RNA from Aspergillus candidus, 1202 nucleotides. RefSeq lists its product as uncharacterized. The transcript has 2 exons. Bases 101 to 1189 code for a protein of 362 amino acids. NCBI's taxonomy places the organism in Eukaryota, Fungi, Ascomycota, Eurotiomycetes, Eurotiales, Aspergillaceae. The record is from RefSeq and is a predicted model, not a curated record.
CCUCACCUUCACUCUACAACACAAGGUAAAAUAAGGUACUCAGUCAUUGUCAAAAUUCGUUAGAUCCAAAUCCAUUGCAUAUAUAUUGUGAACACCCACCAUGACAGACCCAUUGAAAUCACUAGACCAAGCCUCGGCAGUCUCUCGGAAAACAUACCCCAUUGCGGGGAUCCUCACCACAGUCUUCGGUCUGGAUGAACUGCCUCCCCAAGCCUCUGAAGUCGCCUGCCUCUGGCUCUUGCAUCCCAGACUCGGGACGCAAGAGCGCAUGGUGGGCAUCGCAACGGCCAUCAUCAAUGACUGGAAUCAGCGGAUUCGAGACGGCCGCGCGGGUCCCAAAGGCCCAGCCAAGGGACUGAUCGCCGUUACCUUCGACCAGCGCAAUCAUGGCUCGAGGUUGGUUGACCCGCUGGGCAAUGAGUCCUGGAAGAAAGGGAACCCCCGUCAUGCGCAGGAUAUGUUCUCCAUGUUCCAGGGCACCGCAAAGGAUGUAUCGGUGUUAAUCGACUAUCUCCCCUCAUACGUCUUCCCCAAGACCGAGCGCACCGUUCCAGAGAACCUCGUGCUAGGCGUAUCCCUAGGCGGCCACGCCGCAUGGAGCUGCCUCUUCCAUGAACCCCGCAUCAGCACCGGUGUCGUGAUCAUCGGCUGCCCCGACUACGUCAACUUGAUGGCAGACCGCGCGCGACUGUCGAAGCUCCCCGAAUGGACCACCAGCGACCCCCCGGGCUCUCAAUUCCUAGGAUCCGAGGCCUUCCCGUCCACCCUGCUCUCCACAGUCCGGAAACUGGACCCGGCUAGCUUGCUCCUCGGCGUGAUGGGCAAGAAGAACAAGUCCCGGCCGCUGCGCAAGAAGCCCAUUGCGGAGCCCUCGGAGGCAGAGCAGAAGGCCCUCCGCCCCCUGCUGAAGCGGACCAUCGCAGGGAAGAACAUCCUGACUCUGUCUGGCGGCGUCGACAAGCUGGUGCCGUACCACCGGGGCGAAAUCUUCCUCAACUGGCUGAAACAGGCUAUCGGCAGCACGGGCUGGUUUGCGGAUGGCGCCAUCACGUUCGAGGAUAUCAUUGACGAGAAUGCCGCCCACGAGGUGACUCCCAAGAUGGUUGCCGAAGCGGUUAGGUUCGUUGGGGACGUCUUGGCUGGUGGGGAAGACUCGAAAUCAGGCAUUGUGCGCGAGUCGAAGAUAUAAGCCUGGAUUCUCC